Wickerhamiella sorbophila is the source of this 414-nucleotide messenger RNA. RefSeq lists its product as hypothetical. Lineage: Eukaryota; Fungi; Ascomycota; Dipodascomycetes; Dipodascales; Trichomonascaceae. The record is from RefSeq and is a predicted model, not a curated record. Bases 1 to 414 code for a protein of 137 amino acids. The transcript has a single exon.
AUGGACCAUGUUGACGCAGAGCUGGAGAGCAUAAACCGGAAAUUUGUGCACCGCAUCAACAACACAGGCUACGAAAACUUUGCCGAUUUGCUGGCAGACAUGCGUAGUGUGCAACUGAAGCUGCCAAUCGAUGCCCCGGCCUCAGAGUACUGGCUGCGGAUCACAAACGAAGUCGCAGACUACAUCCGCGAUUGGCAGCGGAACAUCGAUUGGGAUAAAACACUCGCAUAUCUCAAGACGCUGGAACACGAUUUGUGCUUGCUGGUCAAGUACCUCACCGCCACCCAGAUCACGCGCCUCAAUUCCAUCAUCCUGCGCACCCGGCAGACCGUCGUGCAGCUCGACCCGGACGAGGAGGCGGCGUUUAUUUAUGAGAACCUGCUGCAGUUCACCGGCUCUUCUUUGAAUAUGUAA